Molecule: messenger RNA, 4607 nt
Organism: Solenopsis invicta (red fire ant)
Lineage: Eukaryota; Metazoa; Arthropoda; Insecta; Hymenoptera; Formicidae
Gene: Tmep
Product: transmembrane protein 184B
Exons: 6
Coding region: 752-1903 (383 amino acids)
Biological process (GO): transport
Molecular function (GO): transporter activity
Source: RefSeq, a predicted model, not a curated record
GAGGGUGUAGGUAGAGCGGGGACGCACAUAAUCGGUGCACGCACGCGUGGUGGGAGUGAAACCGUUUGUUCGCGAAGGGCUAGCUCAGCUAGCUCUGGCUAGCUCUUGCUCGCAAUCAGGGAAAACGGGUUCGCGGCCGUAUGUUCUCGCAUUUCUCGCGUUUUUCGCGCGACACUCGAGAAUCUCGUGAAAGGGAGAAGCGUCGCGCUUCAUCGUCUGCUGGUGCCCCCACCUCUGUCUUCGCGACCAGAGUGCAAAUAGUCCGCGGACGAAGAGCCAGCGCGUCAAGUGCGCGCGGGGGAGUGCGCGAGUGCGAGACGUGCGAGUAGUACAGCUCGUAAACAGUCGUAAACGCGAGUGUGUCCGGAGAGACAAUCAGUUCGACGUAGUGGCGUUUAUACACGGUGCGUGCGUGUGCGUGUGUGUGUGUGUGCGAGCGAGUACAUCGCUGAACGUCGUCGUCGUAGUGCUGAACGCAUCGCCACGGCCACGAUCGAGAUCGCAGUCGACUUCAGGUGGUUUGACGUCUGACUUGGUCUGACUGCGGGCAGCGGGUACGCGGUACGCGGUACGCAGCUGCUGGUUCGUCUCCUCCGGUCUUCGCUCGUCGGAACUGUCGGAAGGCGAACGUCAUCGUGACGGCGGGAGCGAGCGACGUAAACGGGACAGCUCGCGGGGGAGAGGGCACGUCGAGCGUGCGUAUGCUGCAAAAUCUGGAGAGGACUUGGCGAAUGGGGGCACGGGUUGACGUAUGAAUGGUGUCGGGGUCACAGGGACGCGCGCCACGUACGUGAAUCCACUUGACAAGAUGUCAACGACCACCAACAUCAACGAUUUGACGGCGGAUCUCCCCAAGGAAGGGACGCCGAUCUUCCUGCAGACCCGCGCGGCCCAGGUCAUCGCCGGUGUGUUUGUGUCCGUGGCGCUUUUCCUCACUUGCCAACAGAUCUAUCAGCAUCUAAGGUGGUACACGAAUCCAACGGAGCAGAGAUGGAUAGUGCGAAUUUUGUUCAUCGUGCCCAUCUAUGCUAUUUACUCGUGGAUCUCGCUCCUGUUCUUCAACAGCGAGAGCUAUUACGUUUACUUCUUCACGGUGCGAGACUGUUACGAGGCGUUUGUUAUAUAUAACUUUCUGUCGCUGUGCUACGAGUACCUAGGAGGUGAGGGCAACAUCAUGUCCGAAAUUAGGGGCAAGCCGAUACGUUCCAGCUGCCUGUACGGCACCUGUUGCCUGGUUGGAAAAACCUACACCAUCGGUUUCCUAAGAUUCUGCAAGCAAGCCACUUUGCAGUUCUGCCUGGUUAAACCAGUGAUGGCGUUUGUCAUCAUAUUUCUGCAAGCGUUUGGUCAUUACAGAGACGGAGAUUGGUCACCCGACGGUGGCUACAUUUACAUCACGAUUAUUUACAAUAUUAGCGUAUCGCUUGCGCUUUAUGGGCUGUUUCUGUUCUAUUUCGCUACGAGAGACCUGCUGACGCCGUUCGAGCCUGUGCUCAAGUUUUGUACAGUCAAGAGCGUCAUCUUUUUGUCGUUCUGGCAAGGAGUUUUGCUAGCGAUCUUGGAGAAAGCGAAUGUCAUUUCGCCCGUCAUAAAUAGUCUGGGUCAAUCAACGAGCGCUGGUACAGUCUCCGCCGGUUACCAAAAUUUCCUCAUUUGUAUCGAAAUGUUAUUCGCUGCUAUAGCUUUACGUUACGCGUUCCCGUAUCAAGUAUACGCAGCUGGCUGUGUUACUGACUCCAGGGGUAGAAGCGUGACGAUGCAGAGUAUCAGCAGCAGUUUGAAAGAAACAAUGAAUCCAAAAGAUAUUAUGACCGAUGCCAUCCAUAAUUUCCAUCCACAGUAUCAACAGUAUACACAAUAUAGUGCAGACGUUAAUACCAACUUGCCGUACGAAAAGCUAUGACACAGUGAGGCGUCACUUUUUUAAUUUCAAGAAAUUGGACAUCGAGCUUUAUGCGCGACUUUAAAUGAGGCUCAAAAGAUACUUCAAACAGCACUAUACUUUGCUUACGGAAUUAUACACAAUGCCUUAAAGAUUCGUAUCUGUCUACAAAGGGUCGAUAGAUAAAUGAAUUCUCAACUGAAUUUACAACAAAAGGGUUGUACUUAAUAUAUCAUCGAUAUAUACGUAUUAUAUGCAUAUAAGACGCAUCAAUUUUGCGAUUAACAAACUCUGCUGUAAGAUAGAAGUUAAGCACUUAACAUAAGAGGAGCAUUUAGGAAAGAGAAAGAAAAAAAAGAUGGGAGAGAGAGUGUGGCGUACUUCUAUAGUGUUGCUCUAUAAUGUAAUUAGGUAUUGGUUAAUAUAUCGUGUUUUUUUUUGUUUUUUUUUCCAUAACAUUGUAACUAUCAUCUUAAUUUUAUUGCUUUUAUUUUAUUCCUAUCACAUGGUACAAUGUAGCAUGCGAAUAUACGGCAUGAAACGGCCGAGCAUGUAAAGCACAUCAUUAUGUCCUCUUUCCCGACAGUACAGCGUACAUUUACAGUGGCAAAUUUAUCACAAUCCUAGUUGCUUGCGAUUAUUUUAUUUCUUAUAUAUUAAUAAUAAUUUGCAUGUGAGUCGUUUAUAUUGCGAUUAAAUCGCAUAUAUAUAUAUCUUGCACUUUUGUAUACGUGUAAGAAUUCGAACUUUAUUGCUCUGAUCAAACCUUUCGAGCAGCUUAAUGAUGAUCGCUAUUUGCAGUCAAUACGAUUCUGAUCCGCUUUAUUUCGUUAAUUUGGUCACUGCAUCGACAAACAAAUACAAAAUUGGACCAGAAAUCACUUGUUUUUAUUUGUAAAUGAACAAAUAAAAACAAUAUAAUCAUUUUCAAAUAAAAAAUAAUUUUUUAUAAAAUCUGUAUAAAAAUUAAUCUAAAAAGUAUUUGCAAUUUAUUAUUUUGAAAUUUUAUCACUCUUUUUAAUAUUUUUAAUUAAAUAUUUAUUGGUGUUCAGCGACCUGAUGCAGUAAUAUUACGCGUAUUAUUCACAGCGAGCUCGAAAUCACCAAAAUUCUACCGAGUUCAGAGUUUGGAUACAAUAGUAUAAAAUUUGAAUAAAAAUGGUGUCUAAUGGUUUUUAUAAAUGAAAGAUUCUUCAUAGCGUACAGGAAACUGAAUUCAUCGGGAUUAUAUCGGUUGCGAAUGUCGAUUUUGCGAAUGCAGUUCCAGAGCAAGAAUGUUCGAGAUGUAAAUGUGACAUUUUGAAGAGAAUUAGCCGUCUACACUAUACUCUGUUAAAUUUUAUGAUCACAAAAUUAACAUAAAGAAUGGACGCGUGUAGGACACGCCCGUGCAAUUUUAAAGCAUUUAUUGACCGACAGGCACGUGUAUCUCGUAUUUUUGCUCACUGUAAUGUAUAAUAAUGAUGUAACAAUUAGGAGGCCCGAAAGGACAACGUGGUAUGCGAGUAUCCAGCUUCGAUCCGGAUGAUCCGCAAAACAUGCCGGUGCCACCACCACAAAGGCGAAACACUUCUCACCAACGCGUUGCCACGAUUUCGCAAAAUUAUAAUGAGAAAACGAUGUUAUUGAGUAGUGACGACGAAUUUCAGUAAGGCACACGGAUGUUUUGGGGGAAUGUGAUUUACACUCGAGAAUUAUGUCGACAAACGUUAUAACGCGAGACUUCCAUGAACCUCUAGAGAUCUGCUUUCGAGAGGGAAAAAAAUGCAAGAGAAAAUUUAUGUUUUAAGCGAUUCGCACGCGUAGCGAAUGUAAUUAGAUAGGAACAUUUUCUCGCGGACAUUAAACUAGGAGAAAAGAAGGAACGGUGGGCAUAAGAAUGCAUUGCGUUUCACUAUAAUAGUUCCAUAAUGUUACAUCCAUGUUAAUAUAUGUAUUAUGUUAUAACAUACGAGUAAAAAAAUAGUAUAGAAGAUAUUUAUUUUACUAUGCUGACGUGUUUGAGGCAGUGUUAACCGUACACCCGUGGCUCUACUACGACACUGCAAGAGGUAUUAAUUGCACGAUAAUACUUACUCUUCGUAAUGAAUAAGUAAUUGUAUAGUACUUAAUUUCACGCGCGGUAUAUCGAGUCUCCUCGGAGUACAGUUUGUACGUAAGCAUCGACACUUGUUUACACUUUUGUAUCUGUUUUUAUUUACGCGUUGCAUUUAGCAAACUUUGACUUUUGCAAUCUCGUAUCCGUAUUCGUAAGAAGCCUCGCGAGCCACAGGAAUAUUUGCGUCCUUCUCCACAAGUCCUUCUGCAAAACUUAUUUCUUUGGUCUCUUACAAAAUUCCAUACGUGUAUAUAUCACCGAUGUAGAUUAGGUUGGAAAAUGCGGAGAAGUUGACGAGUUUUCCUUCUCGACGAAAGCCUUUCGAUAUAAAAAAAAACAAAGGAAGAUAUAAAACAAUUAUAUGCGCAAGAAAGACUAUUGACAAGCAUCGUGUCGAAUAUGAAUAAAUAUUUGGUAUUUGGUGUCUUACGUGUACAACUGUGUAUAAUCCUUAUAUUUUUUUUAAAAGCAUAAGAGACGAUCGAAGUUAACAAAGAUCUAUUUUAUAUGAUAGCACGUUGUGCCGAAAUCUUUCGUCGCCGUUUAAGAACGAAGUGAACGUGUAAAUCUGUGAACAAAUUUUAUUGUCCUAUUACAUCUCGUAAUAAAGAUAAGACACAACUACAU